Racocetra persica is the source of this 501-nucleotide messenger RNA. The record is from the annotation of a GenBank genome assembly. Lineage: Eukaryota; Fungi; Glomeromycota; Glomeromycetes; Diversisporales; Gigasporaceae.
AGUCAAAUUUAAUGGCUAAUAUCGAAAAUAAUCAACCACAUGAUAUCAAAAAUGAUCCUUCGUUGGAAUAUGACAAAAAUGAUCCUUCGUUGGAAUAUGACAAAAAUGAUCCUUCGUUGGAAUAUGACAAAAAUGAUCCCUCGUUGGAAUAUGACAAAAAUGAUCCUUCGUUGGAAUAUGGCAAAAGUGAUCCUUCGUUGGAAUAUAUAAAAUCAGAAAAAUCGGAUCAAGCAUGUGAGACUGAAAAUACUACACCAAUCGCUGUUUUCAUGUUUUUCAUUGGUAUUGCACCACUUGGGUGGGCCUCAUAUUCCGAUGUUCGUGAAACAAGGCGAAGGGUCUACUUAAUGUCCCUUACAAUAUACGUCAUUGCUGGAAUAAUAUGUGCUGUGUCAAAUAAUAUUUGGCUAUUGUUAGUUAUGCGUUCUUUUCAAGCUUGUGGUGGUUCUUCCGUCCAGAGUAUUGGUGCUGGAACUGUUAGUGAUGUAUUUAUUAAUACAG